AAAAAAAAAAAAAAAAAAAAGGUGGGGACGGGGGAAUACUGCAGUGGAGGGCCUACGAGUGAAGGGGGUCGAGUGCGAACAUUUCCACCUGGAGAUUGAGGAGAGAUGGACUAGGUGCCCGAAUGAGGAUAUCUUUGUUUGACUGAGGAGGAACUAGAAUCCCGCCUCAAUCCACCCACAAGCUCGGAAUCAUUGUCAACCCGUCCUACCUGAGCGGGACAGAUGUACUCAGCCAGGGGAGGGGAAGCUUACGAUCUCCUGCUCCGCCUCCCAACACACCCCUCCCCUUUCUCAGAGGAGAGGGAAAGAGAAGGAGCGAUCCCGGCCAAGCGGGGGUGGGGAAUGGGAAGGACAGCUUUCUUCUCACCUGAAAGGGAAGGAGUGAGGGAACCUGCAGCCGCUUUUGCUAACUGCGGGGAAACGGAUCCUCACAGCCCAAGAACCCAUUCCUGGGGAAGGCAUCCCUAGUGAGGCAAGGUGGAAGGAUCCCGGGGCGACACUCCUGCCCCUGCAUCUCCCGGGCUUCUCUGGAGGACGAAAUUAAGAGGUUAUUUGUCUCUCGCAGUCGAGCUCCCUCCGGGGAACCCGUAGGUACACUUGAAGGGCUCUAGCUGUAACGGUGGCGUCGGGUCCCCCUCCGGCCGGCGCUUCGAGUGGCUUAAGUUUGAACACCAUGAACCUGAUACUGUUCCUGGAAGCUAUCUGUAUUUUUCUGUUUGGCCAAGUGCAACCAUCUUUCACUUUCCAGGAACUCUAUGUAAACCAGGAGACUAUUGUGAAGAUUUCAGCUGCCAGUCAAUUGAUGCAGUGUUCUGCUGCUUUGGAUGUCCUGUUUGCCUUGGAUGGUUCUCAUAGCAUUGGGAAAGGAAGCUUUGAAAGGUCUAAAUACUUUGCCAUGAAAUUGUGUGAUACCUUGACCAUCAAUCCAGAUAAAGUCAGAGUGGGUGUAUUACAAUUUAGCUCAAUUCCUCAGCUGGAAUUCCCCCUGGAUUCAUUUUAUACUCGAGAGGAAGUAAAAGAAAAAAUAAAGAGAACAGUUUUCAAAGGAGGGAGCACUGAAACGGGUCUUGCUCUGAAAUACCUUCUCCACAAAGGCUUCCCUGGAGGAAGGAACUCUUCCAUCCCUCAGAUCCUUGUCAUUGUGACUGAUGGGAAAUCCCAAGGAAACAUUGCCCUCCUUGCUAAGCAGCUGAAGGAAAAGGGAGUCAUGGUGUUUGCUGUGGGAGUCAGGUUCCCAAGGUGGACGGAGCUGCAUAUCUUGGCAAGUGAACCCAAGGAUCAAUAUAUGUUGUUUGCAGAACAUGUGGAUGAUGCUACCAAUGGCCUGUAUAGCACUCUUUCCAGCUUGGGCAUCUGUAACACCACAGCUCCAGGUUGCAGAAUUGAGCCUCAUCUUUGUGAACGAAAGACACUUGAAACCAUCAGAGAGGUUACUGGGAACUCUUUAUGCUGGAGAGGUUCAAAGAAAACCAAUGCAGUAAUUUCAUCCCUCUGCCCAUUCUACAGCUGGAAGAAAGUUUUCAUAACCCAUCCAGCCACAUGCUACAGAACGGUAUGUCCAGAUCCUUGUGAUUCCCAGCCCUGCCAGAAUGGAGGCACAUGUGUUCUAGAAGGGUUAGACAAGUACCAUUGUCUCUGUCCCUUUGGAUUUGGAGGGGAAGCCAACUGUGCACCAAAAUUGAGCCUGGAAUGCAGUGUCAAUGUCCUUUUCUUGCUGGAUAGUUCCUCUGGUACAACCCUGGAGGGAUUCCUUCAGGCUAAGGCCUUUCUAAAGAGGUUUGUUCAGGCUGUGGUGAAUAUGGACUCUCCAGUAAAUGUGGCAGUGGCCCAAUACAGCCAGGAGGUGGAGAUCCCAAUCCAAAUGGGAGACUACGAGGAUGUGCCCAGCCUCAUGAAAAGCCUAGACAGAAUGCAUUUCACUGGAGGAGCCACACUGACGGGCAAAGCUCUGGAAUAUGUUACUGAUCAUGGCUUCAGGGACACCCUUCCUUUGGGAGAGACUCAUGACCCCCAGCCACGUCGGGUAGUGGUCCUGCUUACUGACUCAAGGUCCCAAGACCUUGUGGCAGGAUCAGUAAGAUAUGCCCGUGAGCGGAACCUCUUUCUGAUUGGGGUAGGUAGUGAGUUUCUGAGAGCAGAGCUGGAAGAAAUCACUGGCAACCCAAAGCAGGUAAUAACCUACUCUAACCCUCAAGACCUUUUCAACAAAAUACCUGAACUCCAGAAAAAAAUCUGCACUCUCCAGAGGCCAGGCUGCCAAUCUCAGUCACUGGACCUGGUUUUCCUGUUGGAUGCAUCAGCCACAAUGGGACAGGAGAACUUCUUGAAGGUCCAGAGCUUUGUAAGAGGGAGCUCCCUCCAAUUCAACAUCAACCGGGAUGUGACCCAGAUAGGCCUGGUUGUCUAUGGCAGGAGGGUCCAGACCACAUUUGCCUUGGACACACACCCUACUAGCUCCAGCCUCCUGCAGGCCAUCAGCCAGGCUCCUUACCUGGGUGGGACAGGCUCCACUGGCAGCGCUCUCUUGCAUGUCUAUGAUGAAGUGAUGACUGUGCAGAAGGGAGCCCGGCCUGGUGUGAGCAAGGCAGUGGUUGUGAUUACCGAAGGGACUGGCACCGAAGAUGCAGUUGUACCUGCUCAGAAGCUUCGAAACAAUGGCAUCUCCAUCCUGGUCAUAGGGGUGGGACCUGUUCUGAAGGAGACGCUACUACGACUUGCAGGCUCUCAUGACUUCCUAAUACAUGUGCCUUCUUAUGAAGACCUAGAGAAUUAUCAAGACUUGUUCAUUGAAAAAAUAUGUGAAGAAGCCAAGCGGCCAGCCAACCUCUGCAAACCUAGUCCAUGCAUGAAUGAUGGGACCUGCAUUCUUCAGAAUGGGAGCUAUCGAUGUGAAUGCAGAGGCUGGGAAGGCCCCCACUGUGAGAACAGAAUCUUGAGAGGUGAUUCCCCCAGGCCACAUGGUUUUCAUCAAUAUUCCUCAAAUGGGCAGCAAGGACACCAAUCACAGCAUUUGCACCUGGGCAGCUGAAUUAGCAUUGUAUCUUGUGGAAAUAUUAUAUGAUCAUCCACUUUCAGCCAAUUUACUUAAAUUGACCUUUCCUUUUCAAGAGGCAACAGCAUUAAUAAGCUGGCUUAUUGACUUCAGUUGGUGUUUGGUUUGAAAGUCAGGAAAGCUUAUUGGAAUACUGACUGCACAUGGAGAAACUACAUCUGAAUUUUAAGACUUUAGAUUUUGGGAAUUUUUCACCUGCAGCAUUCUAUAUCCAUUUUAAGUUUGGAAAACUGAUUCAAGGUAUGUGGACAUAAGAUAAACAAUAAUACAGCAUUCUUCAGUAUGGAAUUCACAGUGCCAAGACAGACUUACCAAAUGGGAAUCUAAAAACUACCAGAAUGGAGAUUCACUAUUUGACAUCUGUUUAUUUUUAUUUUUUUUAACAUAGAGGAAAAGCUUAGGAAGGACAGAGUAGCUGGUCGAGACCAGAGGGAGAAUGGAACAUUGUUGGAUUUCAAACAGCUGGAAAUCUAUGCAGUUAGGUUGUGUUCCCUCAGAUAGAUUAUAUUUGUUAAUUUACUGUAGUUUUAAUUAAUAUUAUUAUUGUUUAGACUUCUUAAUGACCUUUUUUCUCUCCCCUUUUAGCUGUCAUUUUUAUUAUUUUAGAGUGGGAGAGGACUAGAGAAAGCCUUAAAUUUUUUUUAAAAAGUAUGUUAAUAUGACACAUUUUGCUUUUUUAAAAGAGUCAACCAGGUUUUAAAAUAAAAUAUUAAGGAGAAAA
This is a messenger RNA of Antechinus flavipes (yellow-footed antechinus), 3773 nucleotides long. RefSeq names its product von Willebrand factor A domain containing 2 (gene VWA2). Bases 674 to 3028 code for a protein of 784 amino acids. NCBI's taxonomy places the organism in Eukaryota, Metazoa, Chordata, Mammalia, Dasyuromorphia, Dasyuridae. Gene Ontology annotation, cellular component: basement membrane. Gene Ontology annotation, molecular function: calcium ion binding. The transcript has 14 exons. Gene Ontology annotation, biological process: calcium-independent cell-matrix adhesion. The record is from RefSeq and is a predicted model, not a curated record.